AUGGCUGGCAUUCUAGAACCUAAAAAUAAUCAAAAAUUAGCAAACAAACUGCUUACUUUUGCCAUUAACGGCCUGUGUAACUCUUACUGCGUGAUCGUGGGAUAUUUUCUCGUAUACAAAAUGACUGCAGAAGAGCUACAUAAAUUAACCUUACACAUCAUUGAAGAGAUCGAAAGGCUGUACGAGAAACAAAAGAAACUUUUACUGAAAUUUGUGAAGAAAUUGACAAAUAGGCAUCUUGAGCCUACGAAAAUAGAGCGACAGAAUGUUCAAAAAGCACUUGACAUUUUCAGUAGGCCUUUGGCGGCUGCGCUAGAAGCACUUCGACGAAGGAAAGUAUCGGGUUUUAUGGGUUCAGAAGAAACCAUAUCAUUCAUGUUAAAAAUAAUUAAAUGGUUUGAAAUCCAUGACGUAUGUAACUACACCCAAGCCAUUUAUAAGCGGCUUCCAAAUAAAGCCCCAUUCACCUCUACUGAUGACGCCAGACUGAAAUGGCUGGAAGAUUUCUUAAAGUGGCUUAAAGAGUGGCGUAUCUCCAGCGUCGAAAAGAAUCACUUCCUGACGUCGGAAACGUUUGAAGCAAUAACGAUAACUACAAAAUCAAAGAUCGCAAAAAUUUCGCAUUUGCUGCGUGACGCUGGAUUUACAUUCGUACUAACACGACGGUUCAACAGCGAUAACCUCGAAAGAAAAUUUAGCGCUCUGCGACAAGCGAACGGCAGUAAUUACAAUAUGGAUGCAAAAGCAGCUAUUUAUGGUUUAGAAAAACUAUUGCGCACGGGGAUAACCUACAGUGCAAUGAACUGCAAUGUACCAUUGGAACGAGAGCAGCAAAACAGAGGAAAUGGAAAAUUCAUACGUACAACUACACUGAGGAAUCCGAAAAAGAGAGCUCUUGAUUUCCUUUCAGCUCUCGGAAUAGAAGAUCGUGCAGUAUUGGAAGAAUUGAAAAGGCCACCAGAUUACGGUGGUAGUGAUUGUGACGACAAACUUGUGACUGCGGUGACUGCCGGAUUUCAUCUUUUGGUUAUUGAGGAACGAGAGAUUUGUGUGGCAUGUAGAGAAGGCCUAAGGCACACAGAUAUUCAAGAUCCGCAAGCUAACGCCGUUAAUACUGUGAAUGAUUGCCUAAAUCGUGGAGGAUUAAACAUUCCUUCAAAAGAAUUUGUUCAAAGAAUGUGGACCAUCUACAGAUUUGUUGAAUUUGCCUUAAAGAAGCUACACAACACAAGGAAGACUCGUGAAGAUCUCAUCAGUUUUCUUACCCCACACAUUGCUGAUUGUUCCACCUUUUGCUGUAGUCGAGGAAAGGAAAUGCCUGCUGGAAACAAGCACAAUGAACAGCUUGCGAUUCUAAUACUUUGGAAGUUCAUUUAUCCAAUGCUUAAUGGCUACGCAGCAACACUAACUGAUUUGCAGACAAAGGCACCUAUGGUUGGCAAUAAAAAAGUUGUCAAUAGAAAAUUUAAUACACAUUCCAAAUGA
Daphnia magna is the source of this 1485-nucleotide messenger RNA. RefSeq lists its product as uncharacterized. The transcript has 4 exons. The record is from RefSeq and is a predicted model, not a curated record. Lineage: Eukaryota; Metazoa; Arthropoda; Branchiopoda; Diplostraca; Daphniidae. The coding region runs from base 1 to 1485 and encodes 494 amino acids.